CGGGGUCUCGGGCCUGAAGCGUUAAGCUGCGAAGCAGACAGCCCAGGGAAGAGCCAAUUCCUUACGAUAGCCGGCGGAUCCACCUGAGCCCGGGCCAGACGUCGGGCCAGACCGGGCAGGAGCCCGCGGACAAGGACGAGACAGCCGGCUAGCGGAUAGGACAGGCGAGCACUGGAGAAGGCGCUUCGGAUCCGACCGGACCGGACCGGACCUGACCGCCCCGGACCGCCCCGAUCCGCAUCUGGCCAGGUGGCAUCUACCUUCUGCCCCGCUGGCAUCAAAACCCCUCCGCAACCAUGGAGCUCCCCGAACUCUCCGGAAAGGUCGUCGCUUUCUCCCUUACCGCCUUACCUGUCUGCUACGCUUUGAACCACCUCUCUGAGCUUUCCCAUCCCUUGGGGAUGGCUAUCCUGAGUGCAAUGAUCCUGGCUCUACUGUUUGUGGCCAUCUCCAAUCUGGCCCAGGGAGAGAUCUCCCAUGAUCCACUUUUUGCUGUGUUUACCGUGUUUUCCUUCACCUCCCUUAUUGACUUAUUCAUUGCCCUUGAGGAGGAUGACUAUGUGAUGGGCCUCAUGGAAUUCUAUACUCGAGAAAGGGAGCCAUAUCUUCGUACUGCCCAUGGGAUUUUUAGCUGCUAUUGGGAUGGCACUGUCAAUUAUCUGCUCUACCUCAUCAUGACUGGGGCCAUUGCUAAGAGCUUGCUUUUCCACAACCCCCCUUUCUGGGUAGGGAAUCUGCAGCCCCUUCACCCAUGCACCCAUCUGAAGGAUCAAGAAAGUUGCCAGUUUCUCUCCAUUUCCCUCAGGAAGAGAUAUAGAAGCCUUGGGCUGUACUGGUUGGGAUCACUUGUCAUGAGCAUCAUGGUUUUUGUCCCAGGAAAUAUCCUUGGCAAGUACAGCUCUGAGCUCCGACUGUCCUUCUUACUUAACAUUCCCUAUGUGUUAAUCCCUUGUUGGGCUGGCCUGCACCUCUUCAGACAGGCCAAGGGCCCAGCAGGCUACACAGUUGACAUGAUCUUGGAAGAGCAUAAGAAGGGGCUGCUCCAGAGGCCCUGGGACCUGGCUCUGUUUAUCUUUCUGCUCCUGGCAGGAUUGUUCACCAUUUUCCGUGGCCUGGUGGUCCUAGACUGUCCCACAGAUUCCUGCUUCAUCUAUGUGUAUCAGUAUGAGCCAUACCUGCGAGACCCUGUGGCCUAUCCCAAGAUCCAGAUGUUGGUGUUCCUGUUCUAUGCCCUGCCUUUUUUCAUCCUGGCUGCUUAUGGCCUCCUGUGGCCUGGCUGUGCCUGGCUCCCAGAUUGGGCCCUGGUGUUUGCAGGGGCCAUGGGCCAGGCCCAGUUCUCUCACAUCGGUGCCUCAAUGCAUCCUCACACCCCCUACCCCUACCGAACCCCUGAAGAUGUCUGGUCCUUCCUCUUUAUCCUCAACCUUCUCUAUGCUGUGGGGCCCCACCUCCUGGCCUACCGCUGCAUCCGAUGGCCAGCCUUUUUCCUCUGUCCCCCCACCCUCAGCCAGCAGGAAAAGAACAAGAAAAACCACUGAGAGGGUCCCACCUGACCAAGGGCCAUUGGGACCACCAGCCACCUCCCUGAGGGCCAGCCUCAUUGCCCUAGCUCUGGUCACUGAAUCAUUGAAUCUCAAAGUUUGAAAUGACCUCAGAGGUCAACUAUCCCAACCCUAUCUGAUGAAGAAUUCCCUCUCCAAGACUUUGAACAAGUGGUCAUCCAGUGAGAGGAAACUGACUGCCCUGCCUCAAAGCAGCUGAUUCCAUUUUGGACAGCUUUACAUGUUAGGAAGAUUUUCUUUACCCUGAGAAUUUUCCUUUGAAGUGCUGGAAUACUGAGCCCCAAAUCUGCCUCUUUGUAUUUUCUACUCAUCGCUCCUGGUUCCACCCUUUGGGGCCAAGCAGAGUAAGUCUACCCGGCCCCACUUCCCCAUGACAUAUAUUCAAACACUUAGUGAUCAUGUUGCUGCUAAGUUUUUUUUUUUCCGCUCCGGUUCCUUCUGUUGAUUUUUAUAUGGCAUGGCCUUCAGUUCUGAUCACCCUCCCCUUGUCUUGUCAUUCCAGAACUGGACAGAGGCCUCCAUCAGUGGUCUACUCAGACUGCCAAUGUCAGAGAACACUGAGCCAA
This is a messenger RNA of Phascolarctos cinereus (koala), 2128 nucleotides long. It is a transcript of the gene TM6SF2, whose product is annotated as transmembrane 6 superfamily member 2. The record is from RefSeq and is a predicted model, not a curated record. Gene Ontology annotation, biological process: regulation of lipid metabolic process; lipid homeostasis. Lineage: Eukaryota; Metazoa; Chordata; Mammalia; Diprotodontia; Phascolarctidae. Gene Ontology annotation, cellular component: endoplasmic reticulum membrane; endoplasmic reticulum-Golgi intermediate compartment membrane.